Hemibagrus wyckioides is the source of this 2007-nucleotide messenger RNA. It is a transcript of the gene tm7sf2, whose product is annotated as transmembrane 7 superfamily member 2. Gene Ontology annotation, cellular component: endoplasmic reticulum membrane; nuclear inner membrane. The coding region runs from base 85 to 1353 and encodes 422 amino acids. Lineage: Eukaryota; Metazoa; Chordata; Actinopteri; Siluriformes; Bagridae. The record is from RefSeq and is a predicted model, not a curated record. Gene Ontology annotation, molecular function: oxidoreductase activity, acting on the CH-CH group of donors, NAD or NADP as acceptor. Gene Ontology annotation, biological process: sterol biosynthetic process. The transcript is spliced from 11 exons.
ACUAGGGAAGGGGCGGGGUUAUCUCGCACAUCCAGCUGCUGUGAACUGAUCGCAGAGGCGCGCGGAGUGAAGAUCAAAAUCAGGAUGAAAUCCAACAAAAGACACACAGCACCACAUACCACUGACACAGAGUUUGGAGGGGCGAUAGGUGCUGCAUGUCUAAUAGUGCUCCUUCCCAUCACUGUGCUCUUCCUGCUGAGUGUGUGUGUGUCUGAGGAGGGCGCUGUGUUCCACUGGCCUCCUGCACUGCCCCACCAAUCUGACCUCUGUGACCCCCGAGCCGUGUUCAUCAUCACUGGGUGGAUCUGCACACACAUUCUGCUCUACCUUCUCCCAGUUGGCAAGGUGUCAGAGGGUUUAGUUCUCAGGGAUGGAAGCAGACUGAAAUAUCCAAUAAAUGGGUUCCAUGCGCUGUGUGUGACAGCUGUUUUGGUGUGUGUGUGUGUGUGUUUGGGUGUACCCCUGGCUCUUCUGUAUGAGCUGAUGGUGCCGUUAGCCGUGUGUGCAGUGGGUGUGGCCUUUCUUCUCUCCCUGUACCUCUACGCUCGCUCCUUCUGGGCUCCCACACAUGCCUUAGCAAUCGGAGGAAACACAGGCCAUGCUGUGUAUGAUUUCUUUAUUGGACGGGAGUUGAACCCACGCAUCGGCUCAUUCGAUCUGAAAUAUUUCUGUGAGCUGCGGCCAGGGUUGAUUGGCUGGGUGGUGCUGAAUGCCGUGAUGCUGUUGAAGGAGGUUGAGCUCAGAGGAUCACCUUCAGUGUCAAUGCUGCUGGUCAACGCCUUCCAAUUGCUCUAUGUCACGGACGCUCUGUGGAACGAAGAGGCAGUGUUGAGCACCAUGGAUAUUGUGCAUGAUGGAUUUGGCUUCAUGUUGGCUUUUGGUGAUUUGGUUUGGGUUCCUUUCACAUACGGCCUCCAGGCAGCCUUCCUUGUGUCACAUCCUCAUAUGCUCACUCCCUUCAGAGCCCUUGCCAUCAUCCUGCUGAACGGAAUUGGAUAUUAUGUCUUCCGAAAGUCCAACUCUCAGAAGAACCAGUUCAGGAGAGACCCAACACACAAGAGUGUCCGGCAUUUAGAGACAAUUGCCACAGCAACAGGAAAGCGGCUGUUAGUGUCGGGAUGGUGGGGGUUCGUCAGACACCCUAAUUACCUUGGAGACAUUUUGAUGGCGCUGGCAUGGUCUCUGCCUUGUGGGUUCUCUCACAUUCUGCCGUACUUCUAUGUGCUGUACUUCAGUGCGCUGUUGGUGCACAGGGAGGCGCGAGACGAGCGUCAGUGCAGAGCGAAGUACGGAGCAGCUUGGGAGGCUUACUGCAGACGAGUGCCUUACAGGAUCAUCCCCUACAUCUACUGAGCUCAUUACUGAUGUUAUACACUCUCUCACUCCUGUUCCCCUCACUCUCUCUCACACACAACCUCUAUGUGUACAAACAUGCUCUUAACGUGUGUGUGUGUGAUGAGACAUAGAUCUUCCUGUAAUAAACCCUGUAUUUGUUCACAGAUGUUUUCCUGAUAAAGUCACAUUUAUAUAAAAAACCCAGCUGUUGUGCAGUAACUUUAUUUUCAUGUGUUUCAUGACCCUGGGUUUAACACAUGGCCGUGUUACUGAGGCUUGUUAUCCAAAACAAAUCCAAUAUCACACACCAAGAUUAACAAAAGAUCAACAUGACUAAUGUAAAGAUUACCAGAGGUUUUCAUUUGUAAAAAGAUUGUUUCAGACAAAUCAGGACUUUUUACACUCUACUAUAGUGUGCAUUACAGUGGUGUACUAUGUGGGGUAUACAAUUCUACAGUGUAGGGGGACAUGUGGAACAGGAAUCUCAGGAGACCACAACGAUUGUAAAUUGAGCUGAACAUGACAGCAGUUUGUGUUUAUUAUUGUUGCAACAGAACACAGCUUUGUGUGUGUGUGUGUGUAAGAAAAUAAUUGUCAUGUUAUCUAAUUGUUUUAAGAGAAUAUAUCAUUUUUGACAGUCGCUGUAACCAUUUUUUUUUAAAUAAAUUAAAU